This is a messenger RNA of Lemur catta (Ring-tailed lemur), 1330 nucleotides long. RefSeq names its product translation initiation factor IF-2-like. The record is from RefSeq and is a predicted model, not a curated record. NCBI's taxonomy places the organism in Eukaryota, Metazoa, Chordata, Mammalia, Primates, Lemuridae. The transcript has 3 exons. Bases 1 to 660 code for a protein of 219 amino acids.
AUGGCCGCCGCGGCCGCCAUGUGCUGCCGCCUCCCAGGGCCAUGUCUGGGGAGGGACCUGCCGCCGCCGCCGCCGCUGCCGCUGCCGCGAGGCCGAGGCCGAAGCUGGGGCCGGGGCGGGGCGGGCGGCGCUGACGCGGAAGAGGCGGCGCCGGCGGGACGCGGCCCGGGGCUCCGGAGGCGGCGGCUGGGGCCGGGGCCGGACCGGGACGGGCCCGGGGAGGUGCCUCGGCCGGAGCGGGCCGCGCCCAGAGGCCGCAGGCCGCCCGCCUCAGGCCUGCUGCCGCCCCGCCCCGGCCCGGCCUCGGCGAGGCCUGAGAGGCCGCCGCCCGGCAGGAGUCGGGCGAAGGGAGGCGGAGAAGAGGGUCCUGGGGAGAGCUCGCGACGCUCGUGGGGAAGCGGCGACAAGAUGGCAGCUCCGAGGGGGAGACGGAGGCCCGGACGCUGCCUUUCUGACACGGCGGUCUGGCUCUCACUCGCCCAGGGCCUGCCGCCCCCGCAGACCCCGCGUCCCCAGGAGCGGAUCCGGGCGGUCCCCGAGGCCGCCUCGGCCAGAGCGGGCUGGAGCGCGGGAGCGCGAUGUGGACGUGCCUGCGAGGGAGCGGGACUCCGCAGAAGUCCUGACCUAAAGAUGACCCUCGUCAUGGAGAAGUACUGCUGAGAUCAAAGCAGUGCCACAGUGAACUGUACCUCUGAGAGAAAGCCUGUCUUUUCAGCCAGAGAAACCAGGAAGAAGUGACCCUGUGGUCUGAAGAAUGUGGAUGGACUCCAUCUUGAUUUUCCCUGUUUCAUGCCUGAGGACAGUUCCUUUUGGCAAAAUCAGGGGAUAGUGUGGGCAGGUAAUAAUCAGAGAGAAACCUCAUCUUUCUAAGCCAGAGCACUAGGAAAAGGGGACUUCUGGGAGCCAGGGAGUCUUGGGGAAAAUCCUGGAGAGGAGAGACCUGGCACGGAAUUCUCUAUUCUGUGCAUGAACUGACACAGGUCCCUGCUCAGCCCGGAGCUGCACAUACAAAGGCAGAGCCCACGGAGCACAGGGCAGCACCUUGAACUGACACGGGGAUCACCAAGAGAAGGCAAGGCAGGAUUUGCGGUCUGUAGAUAACCAGGUUGAUUGCCUGAUAAAACAAAAAAUGAAACAUUCUUCAGAGCAUUUCAGCAGAAUACAGUCUCCCAACAUAAAACAGUCCUCACUUUGCACAACAGAUCGGAAUUGUAACAAAUGACCGUCCAAGCUGACAGUGUGUCAUUAACACUGACAUUGUGCUCUUAAUAAUCAAUGGGUAAAAUUUCAAUAUUUUGUGGCUUUUGAAAAUUUCUUUCAAAACAUUAAA